Asparagus officinalis (garden asparagus) is the source of this 5244-nucleotide messenger RNA. Its product is annotated as pentatricopeptide repeat-containing protein At3g18110, chloroplastic. Bases 747 to 4394 code for a protein of 1215 amino acids. The record is from RefSeq and is a predicted model, not a curated record. Gene Ontology annotation, molecular function: protein binding. NCBI's taxonomy places the organism in Eukaryota, Viridiplantae, Streptophyta, Magnoliopsida, Asparagales, Asparagaceae. The transcript is spliced from 7 exons.
UCCCCCACCCACUCCUCCACGCAACAAAGAUCCCUCCUUUUCCCCCUCAAAAACCCUAACCCUAACAUCUUUUGAUGCCUCUAAUGGCGUUCGCAGGCCCAUUCCUCCCAAUUCCAGCCCCCUCCUCUUGUUCAAAACCUCUAUUCAUCCCCAGCGCCUCAUCAAAUUCCGCCGAAAACCGUUCCAAUUCCGUCGAAUUCACCUACGACCGAGCAAUCCCCUCGGUCCGCUGGCCCGAUCUCGAUUUCACCCAAUUCAACCUAACCCUCGAGGAAUUCCCACCCCCAGCCAAGCCCCAACCCAAACCCGAGCCCCGACCGGAGCCUCAGCCCGAACCCGAGACCCUAGAACCGCUCGAAUCGAAACAGACCCGAACCCGCGCCAAGAAGAUGACGAAGCUCGCCCUGAAGCGCGCCAAGGACUGGCGCAGCGGGUCAAGCUCGUCACCAGACCGCAUCCUCUCGCUCCUUCCGUCGGCCGCCGUCGCCGAGCGUUCUUGAUGCGCGUGCCGUGCAGAUGACCCAUCUGAUUAUGCCGCGUGGUCAAGUCGGUCGGCGCUGCCAGCUGGCAGCGGUCCCUUGAGGUCUUCGAGUGGCUGACGCUGAAAGAAACGGCAUUCUCCAUUCCCGAGAUUGCUCGCGGCCGUAAUAUCGGUGCUCGGCCGUGCCCACCAGGACUGCGUUGCUGAGGAUAUCUUUUUCCGGUGCGUCGAGGAGUCUGAGCCGUCGGUUCAGGUAUAUAAUGCUAUGAUGGGUGUUUUUGCUAGAAGUGGUAAUUUUGGUAAAGUUCAAGAAUUUAUUGACUUGAUGAGAUUGAAGGGGUUAGAGCCUGAUCUUGUUAGUUUCAAUACAUUAAUAAAUGCUCGAGCGAAAUCGAGAAGUUUGCCUAGAGGGUCUGCAAUAGAGCUUCUUGAUGAGGUUCGGAGAUCUGGGCUUAGGCCGGAUGCUAUAACUUAUAAUACCCUGAUUAGCGCUUGUGCUUAUAGUUCAAAUCUUGAGGACGCAGUUCAGGUUUUUAGGGCUAUGGAGGAGUCUAAGUGUUGUCCUGACUUGUGGACUUAUAAUGCUAUGGUUUCGGUUUAUGGGAGGUGUGGGUUGGUUCCUGAGGCUGAGAGGGUUUUCUUGGAGUUGGGUGAGAAGGGGUUUUCACCGGAUGCGGUUACUUAUAAUUCCCUUUUGUAUGCUUAUGCGGUAGAAGGGGAUGUUGAUAAGGUUAGAAGGGUUUGUGAUGAUAUGAUUAGUUCAGGGUUUGGGAAGGAUGAGAUAACGUAUAAUACGAUUAUUCAUAUGUAUGGUAAGAGAGGUGAUGUUAAUUUUGCAUUGGAAUUGUAUGGGGAAAUGAAAGAGGCAGGGUGUAAGCCUGAUGCAGUGACUUACACUGUGUUGAUUGAUUCGCUGGGGAAGUCUGAUAGGAUUUCUGAGGCCGGGAAGGUGAUGGAGGAGAUGGUGCAGGCUCAGGUGAGGCCGACAUUGAGAACCUUCAGUGCUUUGAUAUGUGGGUAUGCUAAGGUGGGGAUGAGAGCGGGGGCAGAGAGGACUUUUGAUCUUAUGGUGAGGUCGGGGAUCAAGCCGGAUAAUUUGGCUUAUUCUGUCAUGUUGGAUAUUAUGUUGAGGUGUGAUGAGACUAGGAAGGCGAUGGUUUUGUACCGGAGAAUGAUGAGGGAUGGGUUCUACCCUGAUGCUGGGAUGUACCAAGUCUUGCUUGAGGCUCUUGUUAAGGGGAAGAAGGAUGAGGAGAUAACUCAGGUGGUUAAGGACAUGGAUGAGGUAUGUGGGAUGAAUCCACAAGUGAUUUCGUCAAUUCUUGUCAAGGGAGAGUGCAUUGCUAUUGGUGAUGAGAUGUUGAGAAAGGCAAUUAUACAAGGUUAUGAACUUGAUAGUGAAAACUUGGUAGCUGUUUUGAGUUCUUAUUCCUUGUCAGAGAAGCAUGAAGAAGCUCGGUCCUUGCUUGAUUUUAUGAGCAAACAUUCACCAGAAUCAUAUCGUUUAGUUUCCCAAUCUUCAAUAGCGAUGCUUUGCAAAACUAACCAACUGGAAACUGCUUUAGAGGAGUAUAAUAAGACAAUGUGUUAUGGUUCUGAAACUUUCGGUUGUAACUUGUAUGAGCUUCUGAUUAAUUGCUGUCUUGAAAGGGAGUUAUUUUCUGAAGCUUCGCAGGUGUUCUCUGACAUGAAGUUAUUUGGCCUUAAACCUUCUCGAAGCAUAUAUCAAAAUAUGACCACAGCUUAUUGUAAUAUGGGUUUUCCUGAAACAGCUCAUAACUUGAUAGAUGAGGCUGAAAUGGCCGGCAUUUUGUUUGAUGAUGUUUCAGUUUAUGUCGGUGUGAUUGAGACUUAUGGGAGGCUAAAGCUGUGGCAGAGGGCUGAAAGAUUUGUUGGGAAGCUCAGAUUGCGCUCAGUUGUUGAUAGGAAGAUAUGGAAUGCUCUUAUAUGUGCUUAUGCAGAGAGUGGUCUUUAUGAGCAAGCAAGAGCAAUCUUCAGUUUGAUGACGAAGAAUGGUCCUCAACCGUCAGUGGAUUCUGUUAAUGGUCUUGUGAAAGCGUUGAUUGUUGAUGGAAGGUUAGAGGAGAUAUAUGUACUUGUUGAAGAGUUACAAGAUAUGGAUUUUAAGAUAAGCAAGAGCACUAUUCUCAUGAUGCUUGAUGCUUUUGCAAGAAAUGGCAACAUAUUUGAGGUAAAGAAGAUAUACCAUGGUAUGAAGGCUGCUGGAUAUUUGCCCACAAUGCAUCUGUACCGAAGUAUGAUUGGUUUGCUCUCUCGUGGGAAAAGGGUUAGAGAUGUGGAGUUGAUGGUUGAUGAGAUGAAAGAAGCUGGAUUCAAACCAGAUCUUGUUAUCUUUAACUCUCUCCUUAAGAUGUACACAGGAAUUGGGGAUUUUAAGAAAACUAUUGAGAUAUUUCGAAGCAUUCAGGAAGCUGGGCUUGAAGCAGAUGAGGAUACUUAUAAUACUCUUAUAGUAAUGUACAGCAGGGAUUUGAGGCCUGAAGAAGGUUUCACUCUUUUAAACGAGAUGAAAAAAAAGGGUAUAGAGCCUAAGUUAGAUUCCUACAAGAGCUUAUUGGCUGCAUGUGGGAGGGAAAAGCUAUUAGAACAGGCUGAAGAGCUUUUUGGUAGCAUGCGAUCAAAAGGAUGUAGAUUAGACAGGUCAUUCUAUCAUAUUAUGAUGAAAAUGUAUAGAAACUCUGGCAAUCAUUUGAAAGCUGAAAACUUGCUUCUUCUGAUGAAAGAAGAUGGGAUUGAACCAACAGUUGCUACGAUGCACAUGCUUCUGAUUUCUUACGGUGAUGGUGGGCAACCUCAGCAAGCUGAAGAUGUGCUUAACACCUUAAAAGUUUCUGGCCAGAAUCUUACUACGUUGGUUUACAGUGCUGUUAUUGAUGCUUAUUUCAAGAAUAAAGAAUAUAAAAUGGGAAUUACAAAGCUGUUCGAGAUGAAUAGAGAUGGUGUUGCACCAGAUCAUAGAAUAUGGACAUGUUUUGUCAGGGCUGCAAGUUUCUGCCAAGAAACAGAAGAUGCAAUUAGCCUUCUGAACUGCCUGCAUGACAUUGGGUUUGACCUCCCUCUCAGGCUUUUGACUGAGAAGCCUGAGUCUCUAUUUACGGAGCUGGACAACUUGCUUGACAAACUAAGCCCAGAGGAAGAUAAUGCCGCCUUUAAUUUUGUCAAUGCAUUAGAAGACCUGUUGUGGGCAUUUGAGCAUCGAGCCACUGCUUCAUGGGUUUUUCAACUAGCAAUCAGGAAAGGCAUAUAUCGUCAUGAUGUGUUCCGUGUUGCAGAUAAAGACUGGGGAGCUGAUUUCAGAAAGCUAUCGGCUGGUGCUGCUCUUGUUGGUCUUACCUUAUGGCUGGACAACAUGCAGGAUGCUUCAUUACAGGGUUCACCUGAAUCUCAGAAGUCCGUUGCCCUCAUUACAGGAACUGCUGAAUAUAACAUGGUUUCAUUAGACAACACUAUAAAAGCAUAUCUAUGGGAAAUGGGAUCACCUUUUCUUCCAUGCAAAACGCGUAGUGGUGUUCUUGUGGCCAAAGCUCAUUCCCUUAGGAUGUGGCUGAAGGAUUCUUCUUUCUGUAUGGACCUUGAGUUAAAAGACGCUCCAAAUCUUCCCAAAUCAAACUCGAUGAUGCUAACUGAAGGAUAUUUUAUGAGGGCCACUCUAGUUCCAGCAUUUAAAGAUAUACUUGAAAGGCUGGGAAAAGUGAGGCCAAAGAAGUUUGCUAGAUUGGCUCUAUUGUCUUCUGAGAGCAGAGACAAAGUCAUUACACGUGAUAUAGAAGGUAAGAAAGAAAAGAUGGAAAAGUUGAACAAAAGAGGAGCCACCAGAGCAAGGAGGCCAACAAGAUUACGCACACAGAAAUUUAUGAGGAGGCAACAUAAAUCUGCUGCAGCUUUAGGGUGAUGGAAAGACUCUCUGGUACUUGUAAAGUUAAUAGUGGCAUCCUAUUCAUGCUUGGAAAACUAGGCGUUGUUUUGAUUAGUCCAUCCUAAUUUGCACAUUGUUGAUAUCUGUUUGUGGAAAGCUUUCAAACUUGAUGGACCACAAAAGCCUUCUGUUGCAAUAUGAUUUAAGUUGUUCAAGUAAAGGUUGAUGGAACCUGGACUAACAAUCUUUUGGCUACCAUCUAGAGUAUUUGGUGACUUUGUUUGAGGUUGGAGCCCCCAAUACUCAAGAUCCUCGAUGAACAGAGGGAAUUGAUCCUUAAAAGACUGCUCAAACGAUGGUGUUUGUGCUCCCUUAUUAUCAUCCUCGCACAGAUUUCAGGAUGUAGUAGCAGUUUUGCGGGCUCUUGAAAUGUUGAUCUAGGCAGUUAUCUGCAAAGUAGAACACACAUUUUUUUAGAGAGUAAAAAGAGGAGCAAAUGUGUUUUUGACAUUAUGCUUUGUUUCAUGGGAUCUAUAUAUGCAAGAAAUGCUUCCUUGGGCUGCGCAACAGGAGACCAAUUAGUGUUCAAACAAAGAUAAGUAUAUGGAGUGCAAUCGGAACACCCGUGCACAAAUAGGGUGUUUUGAGCCAUUGGCCGGGGUGGGGUGUAAAGAGUUAGUUUGGAAAUUGACUAUUCUAUUUAUAGUUCGAACUACCCCACUUACAAAGGGGGUUAUGAUCGGAUUUGUAUUCCGGAAGAUAUGACUAUUCAAUACAACAUAUUGUAUUUUACAGCCCUAGUUGGAGGCCAUGUCCUUUGCACCUAGAUAAAUUUCAUAUUUGUACAAUUGAUGAUCUGAAUAAAAUUUAAAUCACUGUAGAUUUA